CAACCGAUCGGCUGUCCCUAGACACAGGUCUCAGAACUCGAUACGACCAUGAAAAUCGAUAGACUUCACCGAUUGAAGAUGCGUAUGUAUACGCCAUAGUGACGUCACGGAGAAGUAUAGAACAGGAGUGUUUUUUUAUGAGAAGUGGCAUACCGGCGUCGGUGUCAGUGUCAGUAUAGCGUUUCCCGACAAACUUCAGCUACCUAGAGAUUUGCAUAGUGUGCAUGUCAAAACUUUAGAAGAUACGUUUCCUGGGUGUUGUGUAGUUCUGUGAGAGAUGCCAAACUAGUUUUAUUUUUGUUAAAAAAUGGGCGAUAAUUGGAACUUCCUUAGAAGGGCUUUCGUUGUUGACGAUAUUCCAGAAGACUUUGAUCCUUCUGCAGACCCAGUAGAUGGGGUGCAUUAUUUGCAGCAGGUUCGUUGGGAAGCUUCGCAAUGUGCCCCCGUUGUGACUGCAGUUAUUGAUGAGGAGAAACGGAACAUCAGAGGUGUUGUCAAUGUAUUGCCUGAGUGUGAGAAGGUCCCUCCACAAUUCUUGCCAGAUUUGGAAUGGCAACAGAUACAAGUUGCGCACUUUUCAGCAGUAAGAGAGAGAGUAUCAAAAUACAGGAACAGAGAUCCACCACAAACCAGCAAUACGCAAGAAAGUGUACCAGGAAUAGGCGACGAGAAAGCUUGUGCAACGCGGAAUGGUUAUCGAAUUCGGAACAACUGUCCAAGAAUCAAGGAAGGUGGGUGUAUGCUUUAAUGGCAUGCAUAGAGUUGCCACUCACUCGAGAAAGUUGCAGCAGUCUUCGCGCGAUAGCGCGAGAAUGUGCAAGAAUUCGUGCUUAUGAAGUAAGUCAUACCGAAGAGCCUGCAGUAAUACCACUAAAUAUUUUCAUCUGUUU
This is a messenger RNA of Schistocerca cancellata (South American locust), 890 nucleotides long. RefSeq names its product gem-associated protein 2-like. The record is from RefSeq and is a predicted model, not a curated record. NCBI's taxonomy places the organism in Eukaryota, Metazoa, Arthropoda, Insecta, Orthoptera, Acrididae. Gene Ontology annotation, cellular component: nucleus; SMN complex. The transcript is spliced from 2 exons. The coding region runs from base 308 to 748 and encodes 146 amino acids. Gene Ontology annotation, biological process: spliceosomal snRNP assembly.